AUGAACACAAAUGAAAGUAUCAAUUCAUCCAAUAAUUAUAGUAGUUCAAGUACAUCUCCAGCGUCAUUUAACUUAGCAGGAGAAACAGUAGCCAUUCCAACCAUAGCUUCAGCAUCCUCGCUAUCUUCGUUGACAUUACUUCGUGAUCGAUGUCGGCGGUGUCAACAACUUGUCUAUGUCACGGAACGCAUCGGUCCUGUGAAAGAUUCUCUUUAUCAUAAACUAUGCUUUAAAUGUUUAAAAUGUGAUCGUCAAUUAGAUUUCAAAACUUACUUUACCAAUUCGAUCGAUUUAAGUGACAAAGAAAUCUAUUGUCAAAGUCAUGUACCUCGGUCUGGUAAAGGUGUUUUCUCCACAGAAAACAUUCAUAUACAAAAUGUUAUGAAAGCACCCAAGUUAAAUUUGAUGCAAAAGCUCGAUGAUCGUUUAAAAAGUACAAAUCUAGACUCUCAAUCUGUUUCCAUUGCUCACGCUAUGAAAGCUCAACAAUUACUUCAUCUAGGCCGAGAGAAGAUCUCAGCGAUACACAAGUUUCCUGCUCUACCACCUGAUGUGCUACAUGCUCGUGAAGAAGUACGUCGUGCUCAAAAAAGUUUAGAAGAUAAACAUCGCGAGGAAGAAGAUCAGUUAUUCAAAAAAUUCCAAGUGGAUCGUCAAUUGGAAGAAAAGAAACUUGAACGUGAAGUUACGGAUGAAUGGGAAAAACGAUUGCAAUUAUUAACGGCCAGAUACGAAGAUGAUUUACAGAAAAAACGAGAUCAAAGUAUUGAACGAGAAUUAACUCUUCGUUUUAAAAAAGAAAAAGCCGAACUAGAACAAAACAUGACAUUGAAACGAGAGAAGAAACGUGAACUUAUUCGUAAACAACUAAUGGAAAAAGAACAAGAAUCAACCCAUUCGCUUGUUUCAAAAUUCAGCAAAGAAAUGAUAACAUUAAUACAAGAAAAAGAAUUAGCUGCUUUAACUGAAAACGGUCUGGAUGACCUACAAUCAGCAAACACAUUUUCCCUUCGUCAGCCGCCGCCGCCUCAACCUCCGCAUCAUCGUAAACGUGAUCUUUACCAAGAUCCAUCUAUAUUCGAACAUGUCGAUCAACAAGCCAUCGCUGUCGCUGAGAGUGAUCAAACAUCCUACACUGAAUUAGUCGAUCAAUUAACAUACGGUCUCACAACAGAUCUUGAAAAAGCCAGUUAUUUUAAGUUCUUGUGGCUAUUUUCCGGUGGAUUACAGUUAAAGAUUUAA
Adineta ricciae is the source of this 1242-nucleotide messenger RNA. The record is from the annotation of a GenBank genome assembly. Lineage: Eukaryota; Metazoa; Rotifera; Eurotatoria; Adinetida; Adinetidae.